AUGUCUUGGGUUCGAUUCGCAAUUGAGCAAAAAGACGGCACCUUUGCUUACCCACCACCGUUAUACAAAGACCCAAUUCUUUCCCCGCCGUCUCCACCACCGUCCGGUAACAGAAUCAGCCCGGCGGUUCUAUUCGUAAUUGUGAUUCUAGCCGUCUUGUUCUUCAUCUCCGGGCUUCUUCACUUGCUCGUCAGGUUUCUCAUCAAGCAUCCUUCUCCUGCUACUGCUUCAAGGUCCAAUAGAUACCCAGAGAUCUCAACUAGUGACGCUCUCCAAAGACAGCUUCAGCAGCUUUUCCAUCUGAACGAUUCUGGUCUCGAUCAAGCCUUCAUCGACGCUUUACCUGUUUUCCACUACAAAGAGAUUGUCAGUGGUAGUAACGGCGCUGCACAAGAGCCGUUCGAUUGUGCGGUUUGUCUCUGUGAGUUCACCGAGAAAGAUAAGCUUAGAUUGUUGCCGAUGUGUAGCCAUGCUUUUCACUUAAACUGUAUAGACACUUGGCUUCAGUCGAAUUCGACUUGCCCUCUCUGUCGCGGCACACUCUUUGCCCCUGGUUUCUCAAUGGAGAACCCGAUGUUCGAUUUCGAUGAUAUAAGAGAAGACGAAGAGUGUGUGGCCGAGAAAACUAUGGAGAUUCAAGAAAUCGUCGUGGAGAAGGGAGUUUUACCGGUGAGGUUAGGGAAAUUCAAGAGGCUUGACAAUGUUGGUCAUGGUCAAGAACAAGAUGAUGUUGUCUCUGUAGGAGAGACUAGUAGCAGUAACUUGGAUGCAAGGAGAUGUUUCUCGAUGGGUUCGUAUCAGUAUGUACUUGGUAACUCGGAGCUUAAAGUCCCGUUUUGUAACGAUAGGCAAAGGCGUUUGAAACCUAAUCAGGAGAAAGAAUCUGAGCAGAUUAUUGGGAAUUCGUCAUCUGAAGAGAAGAAGAUCAAUAGUGUGGCGAAAGGAGAGAGCUUUUCGGUUUCCAAGAUUUGGUUAUGGCCAAAGAAAGAUAAGUUCUCUUCAGAUGCUCAGAGAAGGUUGCCUUCCUCAUCGCUUAACGUCGAUGAUCUUCCGAAACUUCCAUGGAUGGAAGAUCAUAAGAAGCUGGAGAACGAGGAAAGGUAG
Messenger RNA from Thlaspi arvense, 1104 nucleotides. Lineage: Eukaryota; Viridiplantae; Streptophyta; Magnoliopsida; Brassicales; Brassicaceae. The record is from the annotation of a GenBank genome assembly.